AUGCUCCCGCUGCUCACGCCCGUGGAGUCCGCCUGGCAGCCGCACGACUACCUGCCGCGCUCCGCGGCGGCCGGCUCUGAGGCCGCCAAGGCGUUCACGGAGGAGCUGGCCGAGCUGCGGGCCGCCGCGGCGUGCCUUCCCGACGACGUGCUCGUGUGCCUGGUGGGCAACAUGGUGACGGAGGAGGCGCUGCCCACGUACCAGAGCAUGUUCAACCGCACCGAGGGCGUCGGUGACGACACGGGCGCCAGCACCCUCCCCUGGGCGCGCUGGCUGCGCGGCUGGACCGCCGAGGAGAACCGCCACGGCGACCUCCUCAACCGCUACCUCUACCUCACCGGCCGCGUCGACAUGCGCCAGGUGGAGGUCACCAUCCACCACCCCCUCCGCAACGGCAUGAAAAUGCUGAUGCCCAAGAGCCCCUACCACAGCCUCAUCUACGCCUCGUUCCAGGAGCGCGCCACCUUUAUCUCGCACGGCCACACGGCGAGGCUCGCGGUGAAGCACGGCGACCGCACGCUGUCCAAGAUCUGCGGCGUGGUGGCCGCCGACGAGAGGCGGCACGAGGCCGCGUACACCAGGGCGAGCGCCGAGCUCUUCGACGUGGACCCGGACGGCAUGGUGCGCGCGCUGGCCUACGUCAUGCUCGGGAAGGUCACCAUGCCGGGCCUGCUCAUGUCGGACGGCCUCGGCGACGGCGACGGCGACGGCGACGGCGGCGGCGACAGCCUGUUCGCGCGGUUCUCCGCGGUGGCGCAGCGCGCCGGCGUGUACAUGGCGAGCGACUACGGCGACAUGGUGGAGCACUUCGUGCGGUGGUGGCGAGUGGCGGACCUCGGGGGCCUGUCCGGCGAGGGCCGCCGAUCGCAGGAGUACGUGUGCGGGCUGGCGCCCAAGAUCCGGCGGAUGGAGGAGCUGGCGCACCGGAGGGCGGCCGGCGGGGAGCCCGGCAUGGCCCGGUUCAGCUGGAUCUUCAACAGGAGCGUCGUGGUGGGCUGA
This is a messenger RNA of Miscanthus lutarioriparius, 999 nucleotides long. NCBI's taxonomy places the organism in Eukaryota, Viridiplantae, Streptophyta, Magnoliopsida, Poales, Poaceae. The record is from the annotation of a GenBank genome assembly.